Trypanosoma brucei brucei TREU927 is the source of this 4950-nucleotide messenger RNA. RefSeq lists its product as hypothetical. Gene Ontology annotation, biological process: proteolysis. Gene Ontology annotation, molecular function: calcium-dependent cysteine-type endopeptidase activity. Lineage: Eukaryota; Euglenozoa; Kinetoplastea; Trypanosomatida; Trypanosomatidae. The transcript has a single exon. Bases 1 to 4950 code for a protein of 1649 amino acids. The record is from RefSeq and is a predicted model, not a curated record. Gene Ontology annotation, cellular component: cytoplasm.
AUGAAUAAUACUGUUGGUGAACUUGCCCUGAACUUACUACGUAGCGAUCGUGACUACUUGCAUUUGGCUCCUGAGGGAGUACCGAUUGAAGAGCUUCCACUGGAGGUCGAUGCAAAGUUUUGUGCUUUGGAGGCGGAGCGUGCAAUGUUAAAAGGCGAGAACAACCCGAAGAAUGCGAGUAUGAUAUUAUCUUUGGAAGAGAAAUUAAAUGAGCGUGCUCGCCAGCUGGCUCAAGAGCAACUACUGGAAGACCUGAAGGAAUUGAGUUCUUUUCAGCAUUGUGUUCCUCUCUCACUUUUAUCGCCUCAUACUGACGUUCAGUUUGCUGCUGAUGUUGCUGAAUUUCGACGACUGAAAAAAGAAGGGGAGCAAAACACCCCUGCCAUUCAGGGCGUUGUCGGGAGACUUAACGCACGUGCGAAUGAGCUCGCGGAAGAGUAUUUGCGUACCGAUCGCGCAUCGUAUCUUAACCCUGAACAACUUGGUGUGCCACUUGACUUGCUAUCUUUGGACACAGACUCUGAGUUCGUGUCACUGGAAGCUGAAAGGCUAAAAUUGUUGUUGGACAGAGAUGGUUAUGUGUCUUAUAUUAAUGUGUUGGAAACUCGUUUGAAUGAUAGGGUGCGGGAGCUGUGUCGUCUGAGUCUACUUGAUUUUCCCGAAUUUUUGUUGGAUGUGUCGAACUUUGGGGUUCCUUUGGAGGAACUGUGCCUCUUCGAGGAUGAUGGUUAUCGGCGUCACAUUUGUUCGUGGUACAAGCUUCGUAGGACCCCGGAGGUUGAUAACGAACGCAUUUCUUGUGAAGCUUGUAUUGUUGAAAUAGUUCGGGAAAAAGCAAAAUUGUAUACUGAGGAGAUACUUCGAUCUCUUCCUCUCGUAUAUCGUGGUAUACCGCUACGUGAUGCCGAUUUGUUUCGGAACGAUGGUUUUAUUAAUAGUGUUAAACGUUUUCGGCGCGCCGUUCGUGAAAAGCGGGAUGAGAGUGAGAUUGUGGAGGCCGAAGAUAAUAUGAAAAAUAUAGCAUUUGAUAUAAUUGAUGGUUUGAUUUUAAAGGAACGUGGCAGUCUUGACCAAGAGCCGGAAGGAAUAUCUAUCAAUAACGUUCCACUUGAUUACGACAACGCCUAUCUUGAGAUGGAAGCAGAACUCCAUAGUCUUUUAAAGCAACAAUCCAUGUGUGAAGCGGCUUCCAUAUUGCAACUCCGAAAAGCAAUGAACGACAGGGUACACCAUCUUGCCCUUAUUGAGCUGGCGAAGAUGAGGACUUUCUUGGACCCUGAGAUAUUCGGCAUACCCAUUAAAGAUCUUCGUCUUGAAGGUGACAUGGACUUCCGGAACGCGGAAAUUAGUCGAUAUAAAAAAUUAAAAAAUGAGGCAAAUGCUGAUGUGAAAGACCUUGAAGUUUUAAUGACAGCACGUGCACUUGAGGUAGCGAAGGCUUUUGUUGCGCGAGAGAGAGCUUUUUUAGAGCCAGAACCACAUGGGUUGUUGUUAGAGGAAUUGCUUCUAGAUACGCAUAAGGUGUUUACGGAUUUGGAGAGGGAGCGCCGAGUGCUCCUCAAGGAGCCAGGGUUGUGUGAAAACACUGUGAAAAUCAAAUCACUGCAGGACAAAAUGAGAGCUGUGGUCAACGAGUUGGCGGUAGCGUACGUUGCAGAGUCCCGUAAGUUCCUAGAUCCUGCGCCAGAGGGUGUUCCGCUUGAGGAAUUGUCUUUAGACUCGAACGAGCUAUUUAUUGAAUUGGAGAAAAGGCGGUUUGGGCUCCUGCGGGAGGGGAAGGGAGAUGAGGGUAAUCUUAAAGAUGUCGAGAAAAGUAUGCAGGACUGCAUUCGUGAGUUGGCUAAGGGGCUUUUGAAGGAAAAUCGUGCCUAUCUCAACCAAAAGCCAUUAGGUAUACCACUUGAUUAUCUACCCCUCAACAACGACAAGAAGCUCCGUGAAUUAGAGAGGAAACGACGGGAACUUCUGAAUACCUACGAUAAUGAUUCUCCCCAAGUGAAGUCUAUAGAGGGGGUGAUUAUUAAGCGAAUUGACAAAAUUGCUGCUCGUUACCUUGAAGGAGAGCGCUCCUUUCUGGAUCCUUGUCCACAAACUGUUCCCCUGCGUUACUUGCCUCUUAACGCAGACACCAAUUUUUGUUCCCUGGAACAGAGGCGGAGGGAGCUGCGCAGGGGAGGAGACACUGCCGAAGAUGAUGCAAUGAUAAAGGAACUGGAAAUUCGUAUAAAUGAUCGCGCUCAUGAACUGGCUAAAGAGGUACUACACAAUGGUCGGCUUUUUCUUCAUCCUGAAAUUCUCGGUGUCGCAGUUUCUGAUAUUCCUUUGAGUGAUCACGAACCGUUUGUUCAACUUGAAGAAGCUCUGAGAAGAAUCAAGGUCGACAACCCAAUAAACAGCUUUAUGGAGGUUGACCUAAGGGAGAAAUUAAAGCAGUGUGCGAGACAGGUAACUGAAAAGAUGCUCGAUGAAGAACGGAGUUUCUUGGAUCAAAAUCCUUUGGGUAUUCCACUGAACAGUUUGAUGCUGAAUUAUGACCCGAAAAUGCAAGAACUCGAGCGAGUGAGAAGGAAGAAACUGCGGGAUAAAGUGGACGCUAACGAGGAGGAGAGGGAGAUGGUGAGGCGCGUCAACGAGAUGGCGGAGGAGGAAUUACGCCGUCAACGUAUGUACCUUCCGGCCACACCAUUGGGAAUCCCAUUCCAGUACUUGGGUCUUGACAGCGAUGGGAAAUUUGGCCAAAUGGAAAAUUUUCUACGCACAUUGAAAAGGGAUCCUCUGUCGAAAGAAAAAGCGAUUCGUGAUCAGGAGAACGCAAAUAGGCAGUACGUAUUUAGAACGGCAGCGGAAUACAAACGAAGGGAGCGCGCGUAUCUUAACCCCGAGCCUAAUGGAGUUUCCCUUAAGCGGCUAUCCCUAGAUACUGAUCCCAAGUUUCAGAAGUUAGAACAAAUGAGAAGAAUGCUGAUGCAUAGCUCUGAUUCAAAUGAUGCCCAAAUUGGUCAUUUGGAACAUUUGGCUAACGAAUAUGUGCUUCAACUCGCUUUGCAACAGCUCGGGUGGCAAGACGCAGAAUUCCAUGACAGAAAUAGGCACCUCGCAGACGAUUGGGUGCGCAUUAGCGAACUAUACCCUGAAGGUAAAUACGUACCCUUUGAACCCACAAAAGCUAACGGUUGCUCGGUUGUCUCCGCGCCCAACGACGCAAGUUACCUGGCACCUUUUAUCGCCGCUUUGAGCCGCUGUCCAGAUAUGCUAAGGCAAUUAUGUGAUACAACAUCACAUCCCGUUAAUGGUCCAUAUUCUUUCAUCUUUUUUGAUCCGAACAGCAACCCUGUUCGUGUUGACAUUGAUGACCGUGUGCCAGUGGAUGCGAAGUGUGAGCCCAAGUUUACACGCGUGCCACACCGGUCUUGGUACCCGCUGCUGCUGGAGAAGGCAUAUGCGAAGUUUGUUGGUGGGUACGCAAAGCUCGACCAGUGCACACCACACGAAACCCUCCGUGAUCUAACGGGCCGUCCAGUGCUACAUAUCCCUUUUGAUGAUCGACUCGCAGAUGCAGCGAAUACGGGUGACUUCCGAUCUGUGAAAUUCUGGAAGGGGAUUAAAAGGAACCUCGCGGCUGGAGAUGUGAUCACAUGCAUAAGCAACCACGAAAGUGUGGACGGCCUUCACUCUCAAUGCAGUUACGCUCUCCUUAGUGUAAUCGAAACUGUGCAUGAAUCGAAUGAUGUCUCUGACAUCGUGAUCAAAUUACACAACUGCUACUACGAUAGCCCGACAUACGACGGCCCACUGUGUAACGAUGAUGAUAACUGGACCGAUGGUUUGAAGAGACUUUGCCAUUAUAAUCCUGAGGAGGAUGCACUUUACAUACCUGUUCCUGUGUUUCUGCGUAACUUCUCGAGCAUGCAGCGCUGUCACAUAAACUGUGGCGACCGUCUGACUGCGCCUGGUGAGUGGACUGGGGUAAGCUGUGGAGGAAACCCGAAGUUCACAACUUUCCGGAACAACCCCAUCUAUCUUGUGGAAAACAAAACCUCCCGUCCCGUUACCAUUCUUGCUGAGCUGCGGCAUCAUGCGCCAGCAUACCGUGACCCUGACGAUGUAAAUCACUAUCACCAGUCUGGGCUUGCACUGCUAAAGGCGAUAAACACGCGUAUGCCUGUGAGUCCGAUCUUGACAAGUGUGACACACCGCUUUUUGCAUAGGGGCAUGAUGUUGGAUGCACGGGAGGUGUGUGCUCAAAUGGAGUUGCCUCCGAGUACCACGUGCUAUCUCGUCCCAUAUACGUUGGGUCGUGAGAACUAUGGAAAGUUUCACAUAUCUGUGUACCCCGGUCUUGCAAAGGUGAAUCUUGCCCCUCUUCGAACUGCGGCUCUCUUUGCCUCUCCUGUUGUUAUUUCUAUGUCGUUGAAAACGGAACUGCGGAACGGUGUGAAGGUUGAGUUUGUUGUGAGCAGAGCAUGUGAUGCUCAUGUUUUGCUUUGUCAGAGACGACCAAAGGUUAUUGAUGUAUGUAAAAGUGAUUUACUCGGUGAUUUCAGUGUUAACAUGGCAGUUUAUGAUGAAAAUGGAAUCCUGUUGAUGAACACAGGGGAGCCUAGGAAUGCGCGGGAGGUUGCGGUUUCCUUCCGAGUUCCCCAGCAAGGUUUGUAUUCUGCUGUAAUUAUGGCUCUUGGCGUGGAUCGCCGAGGAAAUCAUAGAGGAUGUCCCUGCCACCUAACGAUAUUUACGUCGAAAAAAGCGAAAGUGAGACUCCUUGGUACGGUCCCUAAUUUUCCCAGGCGUGCAACACCAAGAACCUCUAUCCGAAGUCAGUCAGCGGAAAUCAUGACACCAGUUAGUUUAACACCAAGAGACGGUCCCAAAACUGCAGGUUCGUUUCAUUUGCCGUAUAUUUCCGGUGGACAGUCAACGACAGACUCUCCUUUUGUAAUGGGCAUAAAAUGA